AUGGAGCUCACUUUGGCCUUGCAAACGCUGUUCCACAUGCUUGAGGUUCAAAAUAUUCUUGCUCUACAAAAUGUAGACACCCCGCUCAAGGGAGGUCUCAACACUCCACUUCAUGAAGCUGACUUUUCUGGAAUUUUGCCCACACCGAAAGUCCAGGCUACUCCAAACACUGUACUGAAUGCUGUUGCUGCAACCCCUGCCAGCACUUUUGGAGCUACGCCAAGCUCCGUGGGCUCCUUCACGCCUGGACCAGGUGGAGCCACGCCAGCUUUCCGUGACCAAAUGGGUAUCAACGAAGGCGGAGCGACGAGUGGAAUCGAAGCACGAGCUGAAUUACGCAGAGCGCUUGCCUCACUUCCCGAACCUAGGAAUGAUUAUGAAAUUGUUGCCCCUGAGAAUGAAGAAGGUGAAAGUGAAGAGCAGGGAGAGAAAGAGGAGGAAUGGGUAGAUGAUGCCGCUGAGGUAAAGGAAGCGAGAGCUAAGCAGCGUGCACUGAAGAGGCAACGAGAACUUGCUGCAAGGACUCAGGUUAUCCAACGUUCGCUACCUAAACCAUCCAAAGUGUGUGAUGCUGCAUUCAAGCCUUCGUUGAACAGGACGGAUAUGGCCAAGGUAAGAUUUUUAUUACAAAAACCUGUUAUUACUGUUAUUUCAAUAUUUUUGUUCGCAAUCAACUUGUCAAAGUCUUGCUAUUACCGAUUAAGUGCUUUUAUACUUAUUAGGGCAGGAUUUUUUUUUCUAGAAUGAAA
This is a messenger RNA of Cylicostephanus goldi, 749 nucleotides long. Lineage: Eukaryota; Metazoa; Nematoda; Chromadorea; Rhabditida; Strongylidae. The record is from the annotation of a GenBank genome assembly.